This is a messenger RNA of Microsporum canis CBS 113480, 1791 nucleotides long. RefSeq names its product F-box domain-containing protein. The record is from RefSeq and is a predicted model, not a curated record. Bases 1 to 1791 code for a protein of 596 amino acids. Lineage: Eukaryota; Fungi; Ascomycota; Eurotiomycetes; Onygenales; Arthrodermataceae. Gene Ontology annotation, molecular function: protein binding. The transcript has 2 exons.
AUGAUACUGUGUCUUCCACCCGAGCUCAUCUACUCCGUCGCUGCGUUUCUACCUACCGCUGGCUGCCUGGUUCGCCUCGCCCAGACCUGCCGUCGCCUCUACGAAAUCAUCGCCGCGGACAACUAUCGCAUCUUUCAGGCCUUCGUCCAGGGCCAGUAUCCCACUGUCACUGUUCCGCCGCUCUGGAGAGAUGCAGCCCAUGCGCUCACCCUGCGAUCUCAUGCCUUUCGUCGUCGUGCUGUGACUGCGCGAUUUGUCGAGCUGCCGCCUAAUACUGUUAGGAUAGGGAAGCCCAAGACAACCCGGAGAGAUAGGCCUACGCUGGGAUAUCGGCCAGUGAUUGACAGCUACGAGUCAUGGUAUGGAAACCACUGGUUUGCGAGAAAAGAGGUACUGGCAUGGGGUGCGGGAGCUGACGUGGUGCUGCGUAUAAAGCACCUGAGCAGAUAUGAGGUUGGAGAGGCCGAGAGCGUCGGUCAAAAGGACUCCUAUGACGGCGCAAAAUGGAUCUUGUUCAAUGAUUUACAUAACGUCAAUAGCUGGGACGACGUAGCUGGCCUCCAUCUGCUUGGUGGCAGCUACUCUGCCGGCUUCCCUGAUGCUGAGGAUCUCAUCGUCGGCCAUCGAAAUGGAAAGCUUGCCUACUUGUCGAUUUCACCCAGCCAAGGUUCUGCUACUUAUAAGGCGCGUUUUGAUACCCAGGGACACAAUCUAGACUAUACGGAUCUCAGUACCGGAACCGAAAGAGUCCUUGCGGCCUCUUUGGACCGUCAACAUAUAUCGUUCUAUAGACUCGAUUCGGAAGAUGAUACCGUCCAGCCUUUUGCUAGCUUGAAAACUUCUUCACAUGGUUCUUCAAAAAAUCGAUGUUCAAAACUUCUUUCGAACCAGCAGAUUGUAGUUGGAGCGGACGGGGAAUCUGCUAAGAUUGAUAUUUUCAGCUUCGAUCCUACAGAUGUGAAAAAGGAACGUUCUAUACGAAUCGAAGAUGACGAGGAAGGAAGAAAGCCACGAGUUACUGAGAUGGUACCACUACCGGCUUUGCACUCAAUGGAUGACAUGAAAUCCUCAGAUCUCUUUCUGUCAGGUUGGGAGGAUAGACAUGAGCGAUUGAUGGUCGGCAGUGGUGCAAACGCUCUUCUCAAGAUAUUUGAUCUACGCGUUAGCGGUAAAUACCAUGUUGAUGCUCGUAAUAUAUCUUCAUCGAUAUCUAAACAGAGCCACCAGCCCAAGGGCUCCAAUCCAUAUUUGCGUCACCUAAUGAACCCACCUGUAUACCCUUCCAAGGACAUAUCCAUAUUCCUCAACUACCGAUUGUCCGAAAAUCGUUUUGCCAUCAGGCUGCCACGAAGCGGCGAGCGCCGAUACCGUGGCCCUAUAUAUACCAUGUCCCUUCCGUCGCCCACAUCAUCAACGCUUUAUGUUGGCUUAGUAAACACGGUGGUGAGGUUGGAUAUGGUAGGGACGGAGGAUAUUCUUGCAAACGGCAACGGUAAAACAGGGGAGAAUUGGUCAUUAGCAAACCUAAGUUCGGGAUUCAAUGCCCAAGCCGCCUCCGAGCAUCAGCCGUUUGAACUGGCUUGCUACGAACGUCCACUGCCCGAGGAUGGAGGAAGGGGUGUACGGUUGUUGGUGCAGAAACCGUUUUGGGGCUCUUCAAGGAGACGGGCAACCGACGUCAAAGGAGAAUAUGAUGAUUGUAUGCCUGGCUGGGAUGACCGAUGGUACCAACCCUCGGCAGAUAGGAGUAAUCGGAGAAAGGGACCAUGGCGAGAAGGCUGCAAUAGAUGA